UUCAUUUUUUCCUUCGAUAAGGAAAAAAAAAAAAAAACUUAACAGUGGAGGCUGAAAGAGAAGAGAGAGGGUCCACGCAAAUCGAACAAUCCGUUUUUCUUUUGGCCAUUUUUCGAACUAUUAAUCUCUCUGCAAAAUCUAGAACUGUUAAUGUCCUCUUGAGGUUGCGGCUUGUACGAAGAAGGAGAGGAACCGAAAGAUGAUAACGCGAUCGAAUCUGGCAGAGCAAUUGCGAGAGUAUCAGAUUCGAUCGAAGCAUGAUUGGGCUUCUUUCUCCUUCUUCUCUUCCACCUCUAAUCUAACUUCUUCUAGGGUGGAUGUUGUGGUAUUUGUAAUAUGGGAACUCAUCAUUCUAGCAUUCUUGGUUUUUUCAGCAGUAUCUUUAUACUUUAGGCAUAUGCAACUGGCCUUUAUCUUAGUAUGCAUCACAUUGCUAUUACUUUUAUGCAUGAAAGUUACAAAGCAAGUGAGAUUGGCUAGGAAAAAGAAACGAAGAAUGCUUCUACCUUUGUCUAUGUAAAACUAUGCAAGUAAUAAACCUUCUUCUGAAGGGACAAGACAUCGUGUAAAUUGUGAGAAUCUUGACAGUUGCAGUGGGCUGUUUUUUCUUGUUUAUUGGAAUAUGUAAUCACACGGAAGACAAAAUUAUGAAGUUGAUGAAGAAAAUAUGAAUUCUGUUGAUCACUUCGAUGAGUGCUGCUUGGAUUGGAAUUUCAAACAUUCAAGAGCAAAAAUUGAGACGUCUUCAUUCUAUGGGGUAAUGGCCAUUGCACUAUGAUUUAGUGGGUGCAGGUGUUAAAGAUAUAAUUUCUAAUUUUGCUACGUUCUUGUAGCAUGGGUCUUGGCUUCAAUGAACUAAGUUCGAAAAUGAUGAGCUUAAUUUUUUUAUUUUCCAUCA
Molecule: messenger RNA, 898 nt
Organism: Ricinus communis (castor bean)
Lineage: Eukaryota; Viridiplantae; Streptophyta; Magnoliopsida; Malpighiales; Euphorbiaceae
Exons: 2
Coding region: 200-520 (106 amino acids)
Source: RefSeq, a predicted model, not a curated record